CCUCCCCCCACAGCCCUUUACCGCUACCGUUCAAGCCACCAGCUUUCUUGUUCCCUUUCUACUCAGCUUCAUUACCCUCCCGUGACUUAUCACACCCCAUAUCAACCAUGGCCGACUCUCUGACCGAAGAGCAAGUUUCUGAGUACAAGGAGGCCUUCUCCCUCUUUGACAAGGAUGGCGAUGGCCAGAUCACCACCAAGGAGCUCGGCACUGUGAUGCGCUCCCUCGGCCAGAACCCCUCCGAGUCUGAGCUUCAGGACAUGAUCAACGAGGUUGACGCUGACAACAACGGAACGAUCGACUUCCCCGAAUUCCUUACCAUGAUGGCUCGUAAGAUGAAGGACACCGACUCCGAGGAGGAAAUCCGCGAGGCUUUCAAGGUCUUCGACCGCGACAACAAUGGUUUCAUCUCCGCCGCGGAGUUGCGCCACGUCAUGACCUCCAUUGGCGAGAAGCUCACUGACGACGAAGUCGAUGAGAUGAUCCGUGAGGCUGACCAGGACGGUGAUGGCCGCAUCGACUACAACGAGUUCGUCCAGCUCAUGAUGCAAAAAUAAACGGCUCUUCAUGUUCUAUUUGUCUUGUGUUAGCGGAAAGGGUGGGGAACAAUGAAAUCUACUCCACAAUGUCCCAUCUUUUAUCCCAUCCCGUCUCUUGUAGUCUCAUCAUUUGGCUAUGACUCUUUAUUCAUCUUGAUGAUCGAGCGCUUCGCAUUAUCACUGUUGGUUCUAAUGUUGCAGGAAUGGUAGAGGCGACCAUAGGUCUAGACUGGUCUGAGCGAGCUGAGAUUGAAUAUGUCAGACAGGGAGGGCUCUGUCUUUUGCUGGGAGUUCCUGCGUGAUGUGGCCCGCAAGGGCUAUUUGUUCCUCUUCAUACCCGCUUACCCCUUUCACCAUUGUCCAUAGUCCCGUGUCAUGAUUCGUUCCUUUGCCCGUCUGAUAUCUGGCAGUGGCUCGAUUGCAUCGGAUAAUAACCAUUUUGAUAUUCUAAGACCCGUUUUGAUGUAGACAUGAGAUUAUGUAUUUGUGCUGCACUUCGUCAAAGUCCC
Aspergillus neoniger CBS 115656 is the source of this 1048-nucleotide messenger RNA. Its product is annotated as calmodulin. Gene Ontology annotation, molecular function: enzyme regulator activity; calcium ion binding. The transcript is spliced from 6 exons. Bases 108 to 557 code for a protein of 149 amino acids. Gene Ontology annotation, biological process: spindle pole body organization. Lineage: Eukaryota; Fungi; Ascomycota; Eurotiomycetes; Eurotiales; Aspergillaceae. Gene Ontology annotation, cellular component: central plaque of spindle pole body. The record is from RefSeq and is a predicted model, not a curated record.